AUGAGCAUGAACGUUUUCCGAUUGCUCGCGGAUCUGGCACAUAUUUCGUCAAAAUGUAUCUUGAUCUGGGCUAUUCACCGGAAUAACAGCUCUGAGGGAGUCUCGCUUCUAACACAGAUUCUAUACGGCCUCGUUUUCCUGACGAGAUAUCUCGACCUGUUCAGCACCUCGCAUUGGGCAUUCUAUCACGCAUACAACAUCUUCUUUAAGCUAUUCUACAUAUUCUCAUCUCUCUAUAUCAUCUACGUGAUGAUAUAUGUUUUUCCCCGAACACGCGAAAGAGAGAAAUCAUGGAAGUUGGCAUCGUUGUGUUUUUUGGGCGCAUUGGUUGCCGCACCCAGCGCGCUUGGAAUUGAUGCGGCCAUACGCAGAAAGUCCUAUCCUCAUGAGUGGUUCACAGAGACAUGCUGGGCCUUCUCCAUUGUCCUCGAAUCCGUCUGUGUCCUCCCACAGCUCCUCCUCUUACGCCAAACAACUGUGCCAACGGUGAUUGAUUCGUUUUAUUUGGUCGCUCUUGGCUCAUACAGGGCUCUGUACAUCCUGAACUGGCUAAUCCGCGGUUUCGGACCCGAGCAUUACUGGGAUCCAAUUGCCGAUAUCUUUGGCGUUGUCCAGACUUUGUUUUACCUCGACUUCGCUUGGGUAUACUACACACGGCAGCGUGUGAAGCUCCGACGUGGCGGCAUUGUGGAUUCAGAUGACCUUCGAAAGAGUUGGUUUGUGGGGAAGAUUUUGAAUUCCCGGAGGAUCAAUACUCAUGACGAUGAGAACGAGCCGUUGGACCCUGAAGCCGCCGGGGAAGAAGAGUCUCGCCCACGCUGGGGUGGAAGAGGCAUUUCUGUCUCAGCUGAUGAUACGCUUGAGAAUCAUGGCCGACGUUCACCUGAGUCAUAA
This is a messenger RNA of Talaromyces marneffei, 894 nucleotides long. RefSeq lists its product as uncharacterized. Gene Ontology annotation, biological process: protein retention in ER lumen; endoplasmic reticulum to Golgi vesicle-mediated transport. The transcript has 3 exons. The record is from RefSeq and is a predicted model, not a curated record. The coding region runs from base 1 to 894 and encodes 297 amino acids. NCBI's taxonomy places the organism in Eukaryota, Fungi, Ascomycota, Eurotiomycetes, Eurotiales, Trichocomaceae. Gene Ontology annotation, cellular component: membrane; cis-Golgi network; endoplasmic reticulum. Gene Ontology annotation, molecular function: ER lumen protein retrieval receptor activity.